AUGCCUUCGUCGUUACCCUCUUCCUCCUCCUCCUCCUCUCACAAGGAUCUAGAUAAUGGCGUUAACGCUGCAAAACUAGAAGCAGCCAACCGCUAUAUCCGUUGGAACCUCUUGUUUCUCUUAACAAUAUUCAUCUUUCUUCUUUUCCCUAUCUGGAUGCCUUUUGUUCCCUACGUCAAUCAAGCAACCAACGUUGUCAUCAUAACCAUAAUCGGUGUUUUCCAAAUCAUCUGGCUGAUUGCCACUAUUUGCGCCAUUCGACGAACACUAGCCAUCAACAACCGAAACAAGCUCAAGAACACAAAAGCUCAAGAUGUGGAAUCAGCUGAUUCUAUGACCAAAAAUCACUCAACAGUUCGCCACAUAGUCGCCAUGACCUUGUACAAGGAGCCUAUGAGUGUACUUCAAACUACAUUGGACUCUCUUGUGCUGCAAAAAGAUGCCAAAUCCCAACUCUCCAUCAUUAUCGGCAUGGAAUGCCGGACACCUGAUAAGGAGGCCAAGUGCAAUGAAAUCUACGCAAAGUACAAAAGUAAAUUCCUCCGUCUCAUCAUCACCUUCCACCCCUCAGGCAUUCCCGGCGAGAUUAGCGGCAAGUGCUCCAACAUGAACUACGCCUGUCGCCAAGGUUUGGAUAUUCUCCGUCAAGAUGUCGAAUACAACUAUGAAAAAUACGAACACAUCUUUACCAACUGCGACUGCGACUCUGUUUUCGACCCCGAAUACAUGCUGGAGUUGGAAACCCAGUACAAGAAGCUGGAUUCCGCCGACCGCCACUCCUCCAUUUGGCAAUCCAUCAUCAUCUACAAGCGCGACUCCAUGCCUUUUUUCGUCGACGUUACCGGUGUUCUGCGUACGUUUUUCUUCAUGGGUGUUUUGAUUCCAUGGAACAUCAAUCCCAUGUCCCAUUACUCUCUCAGCGUGAAAUUGUUGGAGGAGGGCGCCUUUACCCACCCAUCUUAUCAGAUGGAAGAUAUCAAUGCCUUAAUCCGCUACACGAUCAUGACACAAAGAGAAAUUCGCAUCCGGCCGUUGAACCUCAUUUCAAUCAACGGUCCGACUUCCGGUGCCAACUACGGAGAUGAAAUCCGCGAAUGGGCCCUUCAAAUUCGCCGAUGGACCAUUGGCGCAGGUGAAGUCUUCCACUACUUCAUUGUCAAGACGUACCGAAUUCCUGGGCUUUAUCUGUCCAUCAGCUGGGCUACUCGCUUCUUCACCUACUAUGGCCUCGUUCUCUGUGCCAGUGCCAUUUUUUCUGUGGUUUCCCCCAUCAUUAUUCAGCUUGUUAAUACGGUCGCUGCUCAACAUGAUCGAAUUUUCAUCAGCGACUCUCUCUUUUCAAAAAUCUGCUUGAUUUUCUUAGGAACACAGUACGCGUUUCUACUGAUUGCCACUGUCCUCGUUCGUUGGAACCUACCUGUGCCCGGCGAUAGUAACAAUCACUACAACAAGAGUCUUCGGGGGAUAACGAGGGGCUUGUUACAUUGGCUGUUAAUGCUGCCAACAAUUCUUGCUUACAGCUUGAUAGAGCUCUAUUCAUUCUUUGAAUUAGCCUUUAGAGGGAAGGAUGUUUGCAAGCACAAUGCUGCUAGCAAGAACAAUCUAGUCAUCAUAAAAGGCGACGGAGAUUCUUGA
Messenger RNA from Bipolaris maydis ATCC 48331, 1635 nucleotides. RefSeq lists its product as uncharacterized. Lineage: Eukaryota; Fungi; Ascomycota; Dothideomycetes; Pleosporales; Pleosporaceae. The record is from RefSeq and is a predicted model, not a curated record.